Tympanuchus pallidicinctus (lesser prairie-chicken) is the source of this 4870-nucleotide messenger RNA. RefSeq names its product cysteine and serine rich nuclear protein 2 (gene CSRNP2). Gene Ontology annotation, cellular component: nucleus. Gene Ontology annotation, molecular function: sequence-specific DNA binding; DNA-binding transcription factor activity, RNA polymerase II-specific. Gene Ontology annotation, biological process: regulation of transcription by RNA polymerase II. The coding region runs from base 3324 to 4787 and encodes 487 amino acids. The record is from RefSeq and is a predicted model, not a curated record. NCBI's taxonomy places the organism in Eukaryota, Metazoa, Chordata, Aves, Galliformes, Phasianidae. The transcript has 4 exons.
AUGUAGGGGCCUAUAGGGAACGGGAGCCUUGAAGAGGGGAACCUGUAGGGGUUGUGGGAGGCCUGUAGGAAAUGUGUUUCCUGCAGGGGGGAUCAGAGGCUUGUAGGGAGUGGGAGGUGUCUUAAAAUGGGGCUCUCUGGGGAGAUAGGAGGCCUAUAGGGGCUGUGUAGCCAUGCAGGGGAUGGGAGCCUUGAAAGUGGGCUUUAGGGGCUAUGGAGGGGUGCUAACAAUGGGGCUGUGUGGGGUGACCCCAAAAAAGUGCCUCAGGUGGGAAGGGAGCAGAGGAGACCCUGAGUGAGGGACGAUCGGGGCGGGUGGGGGUCCUCGGGGCCCUGCCAUGGGGAUGGGGUCCCUGGUGGGGUCUGAGCUGGGUUCUGAGGUCAGCCCCCCACCCUCCCAUACUGCAGGGUCUGGUGCGACCCACUGUGGGGGCGCCUCCCCUUUUGCCCCCCCAUCUUUGCUCUGGGGGGGGCUCCUUCCUUUAGCCCCCCUGUUUUUUGCAACCACCCUUUUGCUCCUAUCGUUUUGGGCUCCCCUUCCUUUACCCUCCUUUCUGGGGGGCUCCCUUUUUGCUCCUCCCUCCUCCAGACCCGUGCUUUUUAGGACCCUGCCUCCUUUAGCCUCCCCCUACCUUCAGGGCUGCCCCUUUUUGUCCCCCUGCUUUUUGGGGUUGCCCUUCUUAUCCCCCUUCCUUUUUGGGACCCCCCCUUCCUUUUUGGGACCCCUUUCCUUUAGUCUCCAGCUUUUUAGGACCUCCCUGUUUUUUACCCCCAGCUUUUUAGGACCCUUUCCUUACUCCCCCCUGCUUUUUGGGGCCACACGGUCUCCCCACACCUGCCGGCAGCGCUGCAGUUCGGGGCCGGGCUCUGCUGCUCAUUGCGAUGCGUGUUGUGUAAGUACUGCUGCUGUGGAGCUGCAGCCCAGAACAUCCGUGGGGCUCAGCUGUAGGAACAUAGGAACACGGAUCCCAAAGGAGGCAGCCCUGGCCCCUGAGGAGGAAUCUGCCCCUCUCAGCAUCCCUGCAGUGGUGCAGUUCUUAAAUCCUCAGCUGUGGGGAUAAGAGGUGAAUCCUGCAGGGAAUCCUCUGUGCCAGAGGAGCAGAGCUGUGUCCCGUAGCCCUGCCAGUGGUGGCCCCCUGGUUUUCUGCUUUAUUUGUGGGGUUGGACUUGCUGCUCGCUCAGUCUUUCCCGCCCUCGCUCCUCCCAGCAGCCCUGGGAUGUUCUGCAGCACUUUGGGGGAGCAGAACCCAAAACUCCCGGAGCUGCGGCAGCUGGAAGGAACCUCCUCAGGUCCUCAUCCAACACCUCCCAGUCUGCCCUAAACUGGAGAGCCUGGCGCCGGGCCCAGUGCUCCGGAUGGGGCCUCCCCAGUGCAGAGCAGAGGUGGGAGCAGCUCCCUGCCCUGCCGGCUGUGCUCCGUGCAGCCAUCUCCAGGGAACCGGUGGCCACCAGGGCACGCUGCUGGCUCAUGGUCACCCUGUAGUCAACCACUGGUCAACCUGUUGGCCACCAUUGGCUUUCUUGGCCGCUGGAGCACACUGCUGGCUUGUGGUCAGCUUUUGGUCAACCGUUGGCCAACUGUUGGUCAACCAGGACACCACUGGUGUUCUUGGCCACCAUCAGCUGUUGAUCAACCCUUGGCCAGCUUGGCCACAGGGCCGUAACUUCCAGCUCACGAUCAACCAUUGGCCAACCACUGGUCAACCAGGAUGUCAUCGGUCUUCUUGGCCACCAGAACUGCUGCCUCACGGUCAGCUUUUGGCCAACCGUUGGUCAGCCGUCGGUUAUCCAGGACACCGUUGGUGUUCUUGGCCACCAGGACGCACUGCUGGCUCACGGUCAGCCGCUGAGCAGCGAGGACACGGGUUGCAUUCUUGGCCAGUGGUGCACACAGCUGGCUGGCAGUCAGCAGAAUGAAGCCAGGCUCACCAAGCAGCUCUGCUGACAGGUGAAGGUUUGGAGCCUGGCAGCGGGAUGCAGAGCAUCCCUCAUCCUGCAGCCCUGUUCCCAAGCUGCAGGAUGUGGAGGAACGAAUCUUUUCAGCUGAGCUCCUUUCAGCACAGUUUAAUGGAGGGAAGGAGGAGAAGCGCUGUUGGGUGGCAGCAAAGCUUUUGGUGCUGAGCUCCACGGGGAAAGGAGCCGUUUUCCCUCUUUGAUCCGAUUCCCUCUCACUGGAAACAGCGGAGCCGUUGAUGCCACCAGCCCAACUCCAGGCUGCCAGCUGAGUGAGAGCUCCGCUGUUCCUGCAGACCCUGGGCACUGUAGCGUUGCUGCCAGUCGCUCUGUGCCUGGAAUGCUUUCCCAAGCUCUCCCUCUCAUUUUGGGAGAGGAGCUGCAGCCGGAGCCCGGUGUCAAUUGUGUCCCUACCCCCCUUUGUCACACCUGGGUUGGAGGUGGCAGCGCGAGGAGGUGCGCAGGGAGAUGAAGGAUGGAUGGGAUGGUGGAGGGAUGGACAGACAGAUGGAGGGGUGAAUGGACAGACGGACGGAUGAAGAAUGGAUGGGGGGAAGGAUAGAUGGACAGGAGGAUGAGGAGAUAGAUGGGCUGAUGGAAGGAUGGGCAGAGAGGCAGAUGAUGGAUGGACAGACAGAUGGAGGGAUGGACAGAUGGAUGAUGGAGGGAUGGACAAACGGGCAGAUGAUGGGUGGACAGAAGGAUGAAUGAAUGGGAUGAGGGAGGAAUGGACAGAUGAAUGUCGGGUGGACGGAAAGGGGGAGGACUAGGAUGACAGAGGGAUGGACAGACAGACGGGCGACGGAUAGAUGGAUGAUAGGAUGACAGAGGGAUGGACAGACAGGAGGAUGGACGGACAGAAGGGCGAAUGGAGAACGGCUGGGCUGAUGGAAGGGUGGACGGAUGAACAGAUGAUGGAUGGACAGAAGGAUGAGAGCUGGAGGGGGUGGAUGACGGACAGACAGACGGACGCCGGCAGCUUUCUCCAGAGCCGUUUGUUCCGUUGCCAUGAGAACCGGCGCUGCUGCGGCGACGGCACAAAGCGGAGCGGGGCCGAGCGCCUCGCCUUCAGCUCUGCUGUUCCCCCUCUCCCCAAAUCCUGCAACCCAGCGGCGUCCCCACGGCUCGGCUCUGCUGCUGGGCUCCGCUGCGCGCUGACGCCGUGCCACGCUCCCACGUUUUGGUGAAGGAGAUGCAGAGAGCGGCGAGCUCGGCGGCUUUGCUCAUCCCUGCGCUGCCGAGCUGUGCUGCUCUGGGUAGGGGGCACCCCUGGACCCCCACCACCACGGUCCCCAUCCCGCAGGUCCCUGCUGAGCCGGGCGGCCGUUCCUCCCCCCCGUGCACCGCGUGCCGCAGCUCCAUGCGAUCCCGAUGGACGCGAUCGCGAGCGGCCGCCUCAAGAGGAAGUUUGAGGAUGCGGACGUGGGAUCCCCGGCGUCCAACUCGGAUGAUGAAAUCUCCAACAGCGACAGCGCCGACAGCUGUGACAGCGUCAACCCCUCCAGCUCCAGCGGCUUCAUCCCCACCUCCAUCCUGAAGAGGCAGAAGCAGCUGCGCAGGAAGAAUGUGCGCUUCGACCAGGUGACGGUGUAUUACUUCGCCCGGCGCCAGGGCUUCACCAGCGUGCCCAGCCAGGGUGGCAGCUCGCUUGGCAUGGCCCCACGGCACAACUCGGUGCGCAGCUACACGCUGUGCGAGUUUGCACAGGAGCAGGAGGUGAACCACCGCGAGAUCCUGCGUGAGCACCUCAAGGAGGAGAAGCUGCACGCCAAGAAGAUGAAGCUCACCAAGAACGGCACGGUGGAGUCGGAGGAGGCGGAAGGGCUGACGCUGGAGGACAUCUCAGACGACGACAUCGACGUGGAGAACGUGGAGGUGGAUGACUACUUCUUCCUGCAGCCCCUGCCCACCAAGCAGCGGCGGGCGCUGCUCCGUGCCUCCGGCGUGCACCGCAUCGACGCCGAGGAGAAGCAGGAGCUGCGCGCCAUCCGGCUGUCGCGAGAGGAGUGCGGCUGCGACUGCCGCCUGUACUGCGACCCCGAGGCCUGCGCCUGCAGCCAGGCGGGCAUCAAGUGCCAGGUGGACCGCAUGUCCUUCCCCUGUGGCUGCUCGCGGGACGGCUGCGGGAACAUGGCCGGCCGCAUCGAGUUCAACCCCAUCCGCGUGCGGACUCACUACCUCCACACCAUCAUGAAGCUGGAGCUGGAGAACAAGCGGCAAAGCGCGCGGCCCGGCGACGAGGAGCUGCAGGGUGCCGGCAGCUCGUGGCCCCCCGGCACGCAGCCCCCCGAGACGCAGGACUUCCAGGAGUUCAUGGCCGAGAACGAGACGGCCGUCAUGCACCUGCAGACCGCCGAGGAGCUGGAGAGGCUGAAGGCCGAGGAAGACUCCAGCGGCGGCUCAGGCGUGGAGAGCGUCGGCGUCUGCAUCCUGGAGGAGCCGCUGGCCGUGCCGGAGGCGCUGUGCCCGGGGUUGGCGGCCCCCAUCCUCAUCCAAGCGCAGCUGCCGCCGGGAUCCUCCGUGCUCUGCUUCGCCGACGGCGCCGAGCAGCCGGCGGCCGCGCAGCCCUACUUGAACGCCGCUCCGCUGCUGUACUACCAGGUGGAACCGCGCUCCGCGCCGGGCCACAAGAGCGAGAACGGUGCCGACGAGCGCCCCAAGGACACCGGGACCGACGCCGCGGCCCCCGCAGCGCCGUGCAGCCGCGCCGCCCCGAGCAAAGGGGACGGGGCGAAGGGCGCGGGGCCGGAGGGCGCGCAGAGCUGCGCUGGGUCGCUCGGCCCCCCGGCGCCCCGCGAGGCGCCCGGCCCUGAGGAGCCCCCCCGGGGGGUGUGAAGCCCCCCGCCCAUUAUUUAUUGAGGAGAUUCCACGGCUCAGCACUGCCCCGAAUGGGGAGGGAGGGAAGGGAGGAGGAGCGG